AUGCAGGCGACAUUUCAAAAGGUGCUUAAUAAUGUGACGGACUCAGUCAAAUCGCUUAAAGCGAAAAACGCUGAUGAUUCCGAUCUUGUUAUGCUCAAUGCUGACACAAGUGGCAUAGCCAAAGUGCUAAUUAUUGGGGAGACAGGCAGUGGAAAAUCAACUUUCAUCAACUAUUUGACCAACUAUUUUCGUCAUGGUAAUUUAGAUCAGUUACGAAUUUCCAUCCCAUCUAAACAUCAUCCAUUGGUCACUGAAAAUUUUACCCAUGAGGAGACCAAUGUAAGCGACUCGACCCAAUCGCAAACGAAUUCAUGUCAUCAAUAUUUAUUCACUGAUUCUAGACAAAACAACAAAAGAUAUUUGUUUUUGGACACCCCCGGAUUGGGCGAUGUACGCGGCGCUCAGCAAGAUGCGGCUAAUAUGCAUGCAAUCAUCAAGGCAAUUCAAGACCUUGGUGGUCUGUCGGUGGUAAUGAUUGUAAUGAAUGGAGCAAAUGCACGAUUGACCACUAAUGUGCGAACUGUCAUCACUUACCUUUGGGGCAAUUUACCAGAUGCGAUCAUGGAAUCCGUUAUUGUUGUUCUUACGAAUGCCAAACGCCAUGCGGCGAACACUGAUUUGAAGGUUUUGCAAUUGCGUGGUAAUGUCUACCCCUUUUACAUGCAGAAUUCAGCAUUUUCAAAAGACCCGAAAACUUGGGAUCAUGAACAACGUGAAUCUUUACAGAAAGACUGGGACGAUUCAAUGUAUGAAGUCAAACGAUUAUUGGAAACUGUUGAUAAGUUCACAAUUCAGUCGGUUACCGCUUUUAACAACAUGAUUGACAUUCGUAAUCAAAUAAAAGCCAUGCUUCAUGAUGCUCGUCUACGAAUUAGUGAGAUUCAAAAGAUGCAAGAUGAAAUAGCCGCCUAUGAAGAAGCAGUCAAGAAAUAUGGUGACGAUCAAGUGAAAUUCAAAGAUUUCACUAAAACAGUUCAAAAUAAACCACAACUUGUUGAUGCACCUUAUCACAGUACGCUAUGCGAAUCGUGUAAUUUUGUCUGUCACGAUCAUUGUGGUUUGAAUGAAACUGUAACAAAAGGUGAUCAAAUUUUUAUUGGAUGUUGGGCGAUGGGUGGUAUGAAUAAGUGCCGGCAAUGCCCCCAAAAGUGUUCGUAUACUGAGCAUUAUCAUGCCAAGAAAACAAUGAAAAUGGCUUCGGGGACGACGGUUGAAAUCAUUCAAGAUAUCAAAGCUCAAUACGAUAGUGCCACAUCAAACAUAAACAAUGCCAAGACAAAAAUUAAGACAGGAGCAGAUGCAAAAAAAGUACUGGAACAGGCCCUAAAACAUUUAACUGAUUCAAUCAUAAAAAAGUGUCGUGAUUUAAAAUCGAUAUGUGGAAACUUCAAUUUAGCAGCAGAACUUAUCAACUUCAUCGACAAACUAGAAAAAGAAGCAUUAACCCUACAUAGCAUCGACGCGAAACAACAAGCCGACAGUUUCAUUCGAGGACUUAAAGCUUUAUGUGAACAGAUCAAAGACGAGCGAGAUAGAAAUGCACCUCCCGCCAUUCAAAUGAAUUUGAUCGAUAGUUAUACCACCCGUGCGACUUCAGCUAUCUCAGUUUCGAAACCAUUGAAUGACGCAACAGCAUCAGUACUUACUCCAAAAUAUUGUGUAGGUGGGUCAGCUGAUGAUAAAUCGAAGAAUAAUCCAGCAGCGGCCUCACUUAUGCAGGUUCAACAACCAAUGCUACGACAGUAUUUUCCUUUCGGUUCUUCUACUUUAAGUGCAACAAGUGGUAUUAGCGAUGAUAGUGAUUUAUCUACCUUGGAAUCGACCCAUGAGGAUAACUUGGCGACUCCAGAGAUAACAACGAAAAACGAGGCUAUCUUCAUUGCUAAUUUACCUUCUACUACAACUAAAACCCAACUAUUCAAAGUAUUCUCGCAAGCCGGUCGAAUUAAACGUAAUCAGGCUCGACAGCAGGUUGUGCCUUCACCUUCUUCAUGGCCUGUUGCUGAUGGCAAUGAGAGUCCACCUCCACCAUCAUACUCUCAAAUUAAUCGAGGUGGUGACCAACUUCAUAAAAUAAGCGGUUCUUCUGCUUCGCAAAGAAAGGUGCAACAUUGUUAUGGUAGACCACUUAUGAUUAAUCCACUGACAUUACUACCAACCAGUGGUCAACAAGAUGAUGCAUAUGAAAGAUUCGACGAUGACGAUUAG
This is a messenger RNA of Adineta steineri, 2208 nucleotides long. NCBI's taxonomy places the organism in Eukaryota, Metazoa, Rotifera, Eurotatoria, Adinetida, Adinetidae. The record is from the annotation of a GenBank genome assembly.